Messenger RNA from Varanus komodoensis (Komodo dragon), 988 nucleotides. It is a transcript of the gene TRAPPC4, whose product is annotated as trafficking protein particle complex subunit 4. Bases 23 to 682 code for a protein of 219 amino acids. Gene Ontology annotation, biological process: endoplasmic reticulum to Golgi vesicle-mediated transport. Lineage: Eukaryota; Metazoa; Chordata; Lepidosauria; Squamata; Varanidae. Gene Ontology annotation, cellular component: TRAPP complex. The record is from RefSeq and is a predicted model, not a curated record. The transcript has 5 exons.
CUUCCUGCCCCGCCCGCGCGCCAUGGCCAUCUUCAGCGUGUACGUGGUGAACAAGGCCGGCGGGCUCAUCUACCAGCUGGACCACUACGCGCCGCGCGCCGAGGCCGAGAAGACGUUCGGCUUCCCGCUCGAGCUGGUGCUGCGGCCGCACGACGAGCGCGUGCUCGUGGCCUUCGGGCAGCGCGACGGCAUCCGCGUGGGCCACGCUGUCCUUGCCAUCAACGGCAUCGAUGUCAACGGCAGAUACACGAGCGAUGGGAAGGAUGUGCUGGAAUACCUGAACAACCCGGCCAACUAUCCCGUGGCCAUCCGCUUCGGCCGCCCUCGGCUCUCAUCCAACGAGAAGCUCAUGCUGGCCUCCAUGUUCCACUCGUUGUUUGCCAUUGGGUCCCAGCUGUCUCCUGAGCAAGGAAGCUCUGGAAUUGAGAUGCUGGAAACGGAUACUUUCAAGCUGCACUGCUUUCAGACCCUCACAGGAAUAAAGUUUGUGGUGCUUGCUGACCCCCGGCAAUCUGGGAUAGAUUCCCUUCUGCGCAAGAUCUAUGAAAUCUAUUCAGACUUUGCUCUGAAAAAUCCUUUUUACUCUUUGGAGAUGCCAAUCAGGUGUGAGCUCUUUGAUCAGAACUUGAAGCUUGCCCUUGAGGUAGCCGAGAAAGCAGGGCCCUUUGGGCCAGGAUUAUAGGAUGGCUUCAACCAGCUAAUGGGAGUUUCCAGGGGCAGCUGCAUCUUGGGCCGGAAAGGUUUCUCGGCAAUCUCUGUUCAGUGGCUCGGGCUGCAAUCCUGGAGCGCAGAACAAACGUCCCUGCCCUUAAAGGAACGUAUUGCCAGCGGAGCUGCUGAUGCUGGGAAAAGCAGCUGGCUGGCAGCUCAGAGGGAAGCAAGAUGGACCCACUGCUCUUUUAUGGGCAAUGUAGACAAAAUAUGUGUACUUCUAACUUAUGACUGGAAGAUGGUGUGUUGCAUGUGUAAAUAAAGCAUUCCCCAAUGA